Penicillium coprophilum is the source of this 2058-nucleotide messenger RNA. RefSeq names its product hydantoinase B/oxoprolinase family protein. The record is from RefSeq and is a predicted model, not a curated record. Gene Ontology annotation, molecular function: 5-oxoprolinase (ATP-hydrolyzing) activity. Bases 1 to 2058 code for a protein of 685 amino acids. Lineage: Eukaryota; Fungi; Ascomycota; Eurotiomycetes; Eurotiales; Aspergillaceae. The transcript has a single exon. Gene Ontology annotation, biological process: glutathione metabolic process. Gene Ontology annotation, cellular component: cytosol.
AUGGACAGCAACACACUUAUUCUACCUGGCUACUAUGGUGAGAUUGAUAGCAUCGGAAAUAUUUUGAUAAAUCCUCUAGAAAGGAAACCUACUGCCGUCACCACACACACUGCCGAGUCAGCUAACGACCUUGUCAAGAGCACUCCAUUGAUUCCUACACUGAUAUCUUCGGCACUGGCCUCUAUUCGUGGCGAAAUGGACAAAAUGAUGCUACGAUGCAGUAUGUCCCCUGCCAUCCGAGAGCAGCAGGAUGAAUUCAAUGUCAUAACCGACUGCGCGGGAAAAAUGCUGGUUGGCCAGUUCGGCAGUUUCAUCACAGAGUUCCUCGAUGUUUGGGACGGUACUAUUGAGGAAGGCGAUGUGUUUAUUACCAACGACACCUACCAAGUGCAGGGUGCCAUCAGUCACCUCAACGACAUCAUCGCCUUCUUGCCUAUUUUCCACAACGGUCGGAUCAUUGGGUUCGCAUCGCAAUUUGGCCACCUGACAGACGUUGGAGGUAUCGUGCCUGGAAGCAUGUCAAUCAACGCGACAUCCGUAUUCGAUGACGGCGUGCAGAUUCCAUGCAUAAAGCUUUAUACUCGUGGUGUUAUGAACAAAGAUCUGGUCGAUCUUCUUUGUCGAAACUCUCGCCAACCGGCAUGGUAUCGCUCUGACCUGACAGCCAUUGUGGCAUCCUGUUCUAUGGCUGCCACCAGAGUUCGGGAGUUGGCCACCCGUUUCGGAAGUGAAGUAUACCUGGCGGCGUGCUCGGAGCUGCUGUACCGGAACCGAAGUGGAUUCGCAAAGAUUAUCGAGCGCCAAUUCGAUGAUCUGGAAAGCAAAUUCACAGACUUCGUCGAUGAUGAUGGCCACGGUGUAGGUCCUUGGGCACUCACCUGCUCCAUGAAAAAGGCGGAUGGCAACCGGCUCCAAUUCGACUGGACUGGCACUUCUCCACAGAGCGAGCGUGGUAUCAACUUUUAUCUCUCGGAGACAAUGUUCAAGAUGUUCAUUGGUUACUACCUCAUCGCAGCGGCCGCCCCAGGUACGGUCAUCAAUGACGGUUUCCAUGACUUGAUUGAUGUGCACAUUCCUCGAGGAUCGGUCCUCAGGCCUGUUCGCCCUGCGCCAAUCUCAUGCCGAACCCAUUUCCUUGGACGGACCUUGGACAUUGUGCAAGCCCUCAUUGGCCAAAAGCAAGACUCCUACCAGGCUGCAGCGGGAUUCAGUGAUUCACCUCACUUCUUUUACUCUGGAUUUAAGGCGGACGGGGAGUGGUACCAACUGUACCAGAUUGGAUUUGGAGGUGUGCCUGCACGGCAAGCCGGUGAUGGCCCCGAUUGCCACUGUCUCUUCCCCGCCAUCAAGUCCAUCCCCACAGAGAUCAUAGAGCUCAACUACCCGUUGCGCAUUGAAGCAAACGAGAGCGUUGCCGACAGCGGUGGCGCCGGAUUUUACCGCGGAGGUAAUGCCCAGCGCACGUUAUACCGAUUCCUGGCUCGUGGGGAGUUUAGUCUCCACGAUGACCGAUGGUUCACCAAGCCAUGGGGGUUGAAAGGCGGAAAGCCGGGACAGCGAUCCCGCAAAACACUUUACCGGUACUCCAAGUCUGAGGUCAGCCCUCCAACUGAGAUUUUGCCUUCCAAGUGUGAUCGUAUUCGCGUUGAUCCGGGUGAUCUUCUUGAGUGGGUGACUUGGGGCGGGGGUGGAUUAGGUGAUCCCUUGACGCGUCCAGCUGAAAAGGUUGCCUUGGAAGUACACCGGAAGCUUGUCACGGUUGAUGGGGCUCGCCUUGCGUAUGGUACCGUGGUCAACGAUGAUUUCACUGUGAACCAAGCUGAGACUGAGGCAUUGCGGACCAAAAUGCGGAUGGAACGUAGCCAGCUCAGUGACUCCUCCACCUAUGACCGCGGUGGAAGUCUCGAGCAGUUACGGGAAACGUGUCUCCAGGAGACUGGCCUUGACGCCCCGUUACCUCAGUGGGAAACUGAAAUUUAUGGUCCUCACGCCGGGUUGCCAUAUGUGCAGGACUGGUUCACGACGAUGCGCUCACUCAAGGGUUGGGAACUUCAUUAG